Messenger RNA from Salvelinus sp. IW2-2015, 1007 nucleotides. Its product is annotated as proteasome subunit beta type-7. Lineage: Eukaryota; Metazoa; Chordata; Actinopteri; Salmoniformes; Salmonidae. The record is from RefSeq and is a predicted model, not a curated record. Gene Ontology annotation, molecular function: threonine-type endopeptidase activity. Gene Ontology annotation, cellular component: proteasome core complex.
UUUAGUGAGGCACGCUUCCCGGAAGCUGGAAUUCAGUACAGGAAAAAUGUCGACAUUGUCAGUGUGCCAGACGCAGCUUGGAGGUUUCAGUUUCGAAAAUUGUAAGAGGAAUGCGGUCUUGGAAACUGAAGUUACCAAAGUAGGAUGUAGGAUGCCUGCUGCCCGGAAAACAGGAACCACAAUCGUUGGGGUUGUUUUUAAAGAUGGGCUAGUUCUUGGUGCUGACACCAGGGCCACAGAAGGCAUGAUUGUGGCAGAUAAGAACUGCUCUAAGAUCCACUACAUCUCCCCCAACAUCUAUUGCUGUGGAGCGGGCACAGCGGCAGACACUGAGAUGACCACCCAGAUCAUCUCUUCCAACCUGGAGCUGCACUCCCUGUCCACGGGCCGUUUGCCCCGCGUGGCCACUGCCAACCGCAUGCUCAAGCAGAUGCUGUUCAGAUACCAAGGCCACAUCGGUGCUGCCCUGGUUCUGGGUGGAAUGGACUGCAAUGGCCCCCAUCUCUAUAGCAUCUACCCCCACGGCUCCACCGACAGGUUGCCCUACGUCACCAUGGGUUCUGGCUCUCUGGCUGCCAUGGCAGUGUUUGAGGACCGCUAUAAGCAAGACAUGGAGGAGGAAGAUGCCAAGCGGCUGGUUCGGGAUGCCAUCGCGGCCGGCAUCUUCAACGAUCUGGGCUCGGGCAGCAACAUUGACCUGUGUGUCAUCACCAAGGGCAGGGUGGACUACCUGAGGCCCCACGACAUGGCCAACAAGAAAGGGGUCAGAACCGGUAAUUACAAGUACAAGCGAGGAACAACCGGAGUCCUGACGAAAGCUGUGACCAAAUUGGAUCUGGAGGUGGUGGAGGAGACCAUACAGACUAUGGAUACCUCUUGAAGCAUCACUGUAACAUUCUGCUAAUUACUAUUGUGACUGUUCUGAUGUCCCUCCCCAACUUCGCCCUUACUUCCUUCAGUGAAAAUGGCAUGUUUUUUCAUGGUUUAUAAUAAAACGUUUGAGUUAA